AUGGACGACGUGCUGUCACUACUCUGCCGCAACACAGUUUUAUCACUAGCGCGGAGGGUCGCGAUAAAGAACAACGUGGACGUAUUCUACUUCGCGUGCCUUAUCCCCGCGCACAUCCUAUUCACUGAGGACGGGCAACUAGACAAGCGGGUGUUCCUCACCACCUGGAAGGAAAUACCUGCCGCUAACGAGGUCCAACACACGCUCUCGAACGUCAUUGGCAACGCCGACUCCAUCGCCCAGAAAAUGACCCUAAACAACAUCUUCACCAUCGCAAAACGCAACGUCGAAGGACAAGACAUGCUCUACCAAUCACUCAAACUCACCAACAAUAUCUGGGUCCUUCUAGAACUCAAACUACAACCUGGCAACCCCGAAGCUACCCUCAGCUUGAAAUCUCGGACCGUAGAAGUCGCCACCUGCAUAUUCCAAGCGUACGAAGCGAUCAUCAAGUCCUAA
Messenger RNA from Ostrinia furnacalis (Asian corn borer), 459 nucleotides. Its product is annotated as AP-2 complex subunit beta-like. Gene Ontology annotation, biological process: intracellular protein transport; vesicle-mediated transport. The record is from RefSeq and is a predicted model, not a curated record. Bases 1 to 459 code for a protein of 152 amino acids. NCBI's taxonomy places the organism in Eukaryota, Metazoa, Arthropoda, Insecta, Lepidoptera, Crambidae. Gene Ontology annotation, cellular component: membrane coat; clathrin adaptor complex. The transcript is spliced from 2 exons.